AUGACCAAGAUCUCGACACUGUUGUCCGCUGUCUUCCUGGCCAUUGCGGGUUUCCUGUUCGGCUAUGACAGCGGUAUCAUCACCUCCACCAUCGGUCAAAAUGAGUUCAUCAAGUACUUCAACAACCCCAGUGACGACCUUACCGGAGGCGUAGUCUCGAGUUUCCAAGGAGGCGCUAUACUUGGCUGCGCGAUCAACAUUUUUACAGGAGACAAACUGGGCCGCAGACUCUCCGUUUUUGCCGGAGCAUGCAUCUCUGUCGUGGGGUGCGCGUUGCAGGCGGGUGCCAUCAACAUGGCCAUGCUCAUUGUCGGCCGCCUCAUCGCCGGUGUCGCUGUGGGCAUGCUGACGUCCACCGUGCCCAUGUACGCGGGUGAGAUGGCCGAGGCCGAGUCCCGCGGUAUGAUGUCCGGCUUGUUGCAAUGGAUGUUGAGUUGGGGAUAUCUCGUGGCGCAGUGGUUGGGAUACGGAUGCUCGUUCAACAACACUUCCUUCCAAUGGCGCUUCCCUCUCGCCUUCCAGUGCGUUCCCGGCCUCGUCCUCAUGUCCGGUGUGUGGUUCCUACAAGAAUCGCCGCGGUGGCUGAUGGAGCAAGACCGCCACGAGGAAGCGCUGGCGACCCUGCACAAACUCCACGGCGACGGGUCCCCCGAGAAGGCGAGCUACAUCGAGGCGGAAUACCAGGAAAUCCGGGACACGAUUGACGCGGAACGGGCGCACAACAACAUCACCUGGACCUCGAUCCUGACGAAGCCGUCGUGGCGGCGACGUCUCCUCCUGGGCUGCGGCGUGCAAGCCUUCGGCCCGCUCUCGGGAAUCAAUGUGAUCAACUACUACGGAACCCGGAUCUACAGCUCGCUGGGCAUCGACACGCGGACUUCGCUGAUGAUCAUCGGGAUUUCGGGGGCGCUGUCCAUCGUGUACGCGACGAUUGGGCUAUGGGCGCUGGAGCGCGUGGGGCGGGUGAAGCCGCUGAUCGUGUCGGCGGCGGGCAUGGCGGGCGCGCUGGUGUGCAACGCGGCCAUGUCGCAGCACUGGAACGAAAGCAACACCAACCAGCUGCGCGCCAUGGUCGCCAUGAACUUCGUCUUCAGCUUUUUCUACACGGGCCCCGGCAUCAUCUCCUGGGUCUACCCCGCCGAGAUCUUCCCCGUCGACAUCCGCAACCAGGGCAACAGUAUCACCACCUUCACCAACUGGACCGUCAACCUCGUUUUCGCCCAGUUCUCGCCCACUGCCCUGUCGAACAUCGGCUUCCGCUACUUCUACGUCUUCUUCGUGUUUAAUCUCAUCGCGAUGCUCUGCUAUAUCUUCUUCUUCCCGGAGACGAAGGGAAAGACCCUCGAGCAGAUGGAUGCAUUGUUUGGUGAC
Molecule: messenger RNA, 1371 nt
Organism: Aspergillus homomorphus CBS 101889
Lineage: Eukaryota; Fungi; Ascomycota; Eurotiomycetes; Eurotiales; Aspergillaceae
Product: sugar porter family MFS transporter
Exons: 3
Biological process (GO): transmembrane transport; carbohydrate transport
Cellular component (GO): membrane
Molecular function (GO): carbohydrate:proton symporter activity
Source: RefSeq, a predicted model, not a curated record